Linum tenue is the source of this 1514-nucleotide messenger RNA. The record is from the annotation of a GenBank genome assembly. Lineage: Eukaryota; Viridiplantae; Streptophyta; Magnoliopsida; Malpighiales; Linaceae.
CUUUCUUCUUUAUCCAACCCACUCCUCUUCCUAUUUAAUCCCCAAAAUCACCUCGCGUCCAAUUUCCUCCUCCUUCUCCCCAGUUCCUUUCUCCACACUUCAGAGGAAAAAAAAACCAAACCCCAUCCAAUCCAUCGACGCCAAUGGCUCGCUCCUUAUCCUCUUCCCGCACUUACCUCGCUGCUGCUGCAGCUGCAACUUCCAGAUCUUCUUCCUCCGCAGCUUCGUCUCCUUCAUCCGCCUCCUUCCGCUGCCUCGCCCUCCGCUCCAACUCCAACCUCCCCAACAACAACGCCGAGCCCGCGGUCGCCGAUGAAUCCACCGAUCCUCUCCUCCGAAAGCUCGAGGACGCCAUCCACCGCAUCAUCGUCCGCCGCGCCGCACCCGAUUGGCUCCCUUUCCUUCCGGGGACUUCCUACUGGGUCCCUCCACAUAGAUCUGACGCCGGCUGCUUGGGGAUUGCCCAGCUCGUCGAGAAGCUUGCGAAUCCCUUGACCGACGAGGAAUCUCGCUCCGUUACCUCCGUCCGCGGAUGGCCUUCCUCGGAUUAUUUCAUCAAAGGUGCCAGCUUCGGACAGUUGCCUGUAUAUAACACAGCAGAUGAAUUGGAGAAGGAUUCAACUUCAGAUGAAGUUAAGACCGAGGAACCGUCCAGUCAUGCCCCUGAAUCUGAGACGGAGGAAGGAUAAUUUCUAUGAUGGGGUUUCGCAUCUCGGUAAGCAAAAUAUUCUUCAUUAGAUCCAUCUCCCUCCCUCUCUCUCUCUAGCCCAUGCACACACACACAAACACACUCCAAGAACAGAGUCACACAUACAAACAAACGCUACAAAUACAAUGGGACGCCAUAUUCGUCUUGUCUGGGGUUUAGCUUUCUCUCUUCAGGUGUGGAUUUCAUAUUUGUGCUUAUGCAUAGAUUUAUCUUAAUCUACAUUUGAAAUGAAGUAUCUAUUAGGUCCUCUGCACAAUCUAGAAGGAAUAAGAGCUUCAGUGUUCAUGGGUGUAUAAAAAGGCGAGUGCUUUUGUUACUCUGAGGGCGUGGUAGAUUGUAUAGAUAUCAUCUAAGCGUGUAAAGGGACAAUUUAGCACUAAUCUUAGCCUCUUAGGUGAAGCAGGGGCCGCAGGGUGACCAAGGGCUUCUCUGACUAUUUAUUGCAUGCUGCUGUUUUGACAGAGGCUCGUCCGGAUUCGGAACUUGAAUGUAAAUCAGACAAUGGAAAGAAGCUGGAAGAAGCUUUGUAAGGUAACAAGGGUGAUAAAGAAUGAAGAACCAAUUGGAGGAGGAGCUGUACAGAUGCAAACCCUGUGGAGGUUUAAAUAAUUUGAUCUUCCAGUUGGUAGCUGUGUAUUAGUUGGGAAUGAUAGCCCGCAGUUCCACUGUAUCUAGCAAGCUGAAGAAGAUCCAUCCAUUUUUAUGGUUUUUUUCCCGUUAUAAUGGCUUGAAACCUCCUGUAUCUUUGCAUGUACAUAUGUUUUCCCAAGAAGAUAAUGGUACUGUUGUCUUGUUUCCCUCUUAU